AGAGGGCGGAGAAGAUCGCGGGGGAAAGUUCUCUUUCAAAUUUCUGGGCGGGUGUGUGUGAGUGCUUGUUCGCCAGGACGGACGCUUCUUCUGGUUCACAUCCGAUGCCCUGCGAUGGCAUUGAACUACAGCCUGGUGUUUCUCGGGCUGUUUGCGGCAGCGUUUCUACUACAAGGAUGUCACCAGGCUCAGGACGCUGAUCUUACCUUUGAAGACAGCCAGCCUACAGAGCCGUCUGUGAUCGGCGACGCUCAGCAUAAACGUGAGGACGACGCGUGGCACUUAAAACGCAUCAAGCGCUUUUUUGGUGGAUGGUUCGCUAGUACAGCUGAUCCCGGUGACUCGCCGACCACAACAGCGUCGCCGUCGCCGAAAAACAACGAGGGCCGUACGACGCGUCAGCUCCACCACCAGGAGCAAGUACCGGACUACAACUUUGGGGAUGAAGAUGAGGACGAAGACGAUGACGAUAAUGAGAUUCACGGCUCAGGAGACGGAGAGACGCAAAAGUUCCCAGACUUCCCCGGUGGCGAUCCACGGCCUGUUCUGACGCUGCCGCCGCUUGAUCAUGCGCCGACGACGCCAGCGACUCAUGGUGCUCCGGCUCAGAGAAUCUUCCGCAGCACAGUGACCGUUUUGAACAGGCCGUAUGAGCCCGCGCUGGCCAUUCCACAAACGGAACAGUUUAGGCAGCUCAGUACAGAGUUUGAGGAUUCGUUGGAUGAGCACCUCACCUUGGACCUCGCCAUGUCAGGGUACCAAGGUGCCCCAGUGAAAGUGACUGUGCUCAGGUUUGGGCAGACUGUGGCUAAUAGGGCUCCUGCACUGAGCGUCCAGUUUGAUGUGCGUGUAGAUCCUUCGGGAGAUGGUGAAGUUAUUCGACGUACCAUUCGAAGCCUUCUCUCUAGAGGUGGUGUGGACACGUACCAGCUGGCACAAGAAGGCUUUGCGUUUGAAGAAUUAGGAGCUCCCACAACCCUUCAGUGCGGCCCCAACCAGUUCAAGUGUGAUGAGGGUAAACGCUGUGUGGAUGAGAGCAGACGUUGUGAUCGUCGUCACGACUGUAUUGACAGAACAGAUGAAGCUCAUUGUCCCAGUCCUCCUCCCCCUGCCAGUGUACAGUGUGGCCGAGACCAAUUCCUCUGUGACGGUGGACGUCGUUGUGUGGAUAACUUCAGGCGUUGCGAUAACCACCGGGAUUGUCUUGACAAUUCUGAUGAGAGAGGCUGUCAGUCCCAAUGUGGCCCUCGUGAAUUUGAAUGUGACGGAGGUCGUACUUGUGUGGAAGAAAGGCGACGAUGUGAUCUCAUCCGGGACUGCAGUGACGGAUCAGAUGAGGAAAACUGCCGUACACCGUCAGAUACCCAUCCUCGUGUACCCACUCAUGAGCGGUGCAGUCCGGGAGAAUUCAGGUGUUCAUCGGGUGAGUGCCUCGACGGGACCCGAAGGUGUGACCGUACCAGAGAUUGCCCUGGAGGAGAGGAUGAAGAAGGCUGCUUGGAGUGCCCUCCCCACGAAUUCCGCUGCGAGCGUCAUGGCUGCAUCCCAAUGUCAAAACGCUGUGAUGGUGUCCAGGACUGUCCAGAUGGAAGUGGCCUGGAUGAACGCGGAUGCCCGGAGCCGUCGGAUGACUGCAUACCCCACAAAGAGUUUCGGUGCAGUAAUGGCGAGUGCAUUGCUCGGGGAUUGCUAUGCAAUGGGAGGAAAGAGUGCACGGAUGGCUCCGAUGAGAGGAACUGCCCAUGCAGGGCCAACCAGUUUCAGUGUAAGAAUGGCUUUUGCAUCAACAUCUACCGGCGCUGUGAUUCGUACAACGACUGUGAAGAUCACAGCGAUGAGGACGGUUGUCCUGGCAAGUGCUCCCCAACGGACUUCCGAUGCCGUGACGGAUCGUGUCUCCCCGCCUCAAGUCGUUGCAACGGGACCGAGGAAUGUGCAGAUGGCUUUGAUGAACUACAUUGCUUGCCCCCGUGUCGGCAUGACCAGUUCAGAUGCCGUAGUGGCAGUUGCUUGGACAAUGCGCGAAGAUGCGACAGAAUCUCCGAUUGCCCCGGCGGCGAAGAUGAGCUUUCAUGCACUGAGUAUUGCCGCAGCAAUGAGUUCAGGUGUACCUCGGGCCAAUGCGUCGACCAAAGUCGGAAGUGUGAUCGCCGCAGGGACUGCGACGAUGGAAGUGACGAGGAAAAUUGUGUCUUUCCGGACAAAUGUUCCGCUCAUGAGUUUCAGUGUAGUGACGGUACUUGUGUCCCCAUCUACCUCCGUUGCAAUGGCCGUGUUGAGUGCAGAGACUCCUCUGAUGAGAAGGAUUGCCGCAAGCUUUGCGCUUCAACUAUGUUUCGCUGUGCUGAUGGAGACUGCAUUCCAUCAAAGCAUCACUGCGAUGGCAAAUACGAUUGUGAUGACGCAUCUGAUGAGGAUGAAUGUGAAUGCAAAAGUGACGAAUUCAAGUGCACGAGUGGCAUGUGCAUUGAUGCACGCAGGAAAUGUGAUGACAGAGUUGAUUGCGAUGACUUCUCAGACGAAGCACACUGUGCUAAGGAAUGCAAAAGCCACGAGUUCAAAUGCCGAAGUGGCAUGUGCAUUGACGCACGGAGACGGUGUGACGGACGGACGGACUGUGAGGACUUCUCAGAUGAAGCAGGCUGUGUUACGGAGUGCAAAGACCACGAGUUCCGCUGCGGAGAUGGAAAAUGCAUUGACAGCAGGCGGAAGUGCGACGGCCGUGCUGACUGCGGCGACUUCUCUGAUGAAGCUGAUUGCCAAUGCAAGGACCACGAAUUCCGUUGUGGUGGCGGGAAAUGCAUUGAUAUGCAUAAGCGCUGUGAUGGCACUGCGGAUUGUCGAGACUACUCCGACGAAAGGGAUUGUGAUUGCAAAGAGAGUGACUUCCGCUGUGGAGACGGCACUUGCAUUGACCUCUCCAAGCGCUGUGACAAAACUGCAGACUGCAAAGACAACUCUGAUGAGCACAAUUGCUCUGUGUCCCAAGCAUGCAGGGCUGAUGAGUUCAGGUGCAAAUCAGGUGAAUGUAUUCAGCACACAUUAAGGUGCAACCGUCGAAGAGAAUGCCCCGAUGGAAGCGACGAAGACAACUGUUGCACGUCUGAUGAAUUUCACUGCAGAAGUGGUGAAUGUAUUGCCAAACACUUCAGGUGCAACAACCAGUAUGAGUGCAGAGAUGGAUCUGAUGAAUCGGAGUGCCGGGUCUGUCAGCCCGGACAGUAUGUGUGCGCCAACUCCCAAUGUAUCGAACGCUCACAGCGUUGCGAUGGCAAGUAUGACUGCAGAGACUUCUCUGAUGAAGCUGGAUGUGAUGCUGACGCUGGAAUGAACAUAAGGGUUUACCCGGAAAGACAAACUAUUAGACAGAGUCAGGAAGUCGUGUUCCGGUGCCGAGACGAGGGCAUGAGGAGAUCUCAAGUGCGUUGGUCACGUGCCGAUGAUGCCCCACUACCUCCCGGGUCGACUGACGCUCGGGGCCGCCUGACCAUGCCCAACAUCCAGCCAGAGCAUGGCGGGGUCUACCUGUGCAAGGCAGUGGGAGCCCCUAGUGGAGCGACUGGUGCACAGAAAGCUGCUUUUCUCAUCGUACAGCCAUACACGCCGCCCACCCAUAAACCCACACGGCCAACAGAAGCCUGCAAGCACGAAGAAGCGACGUGUCAAAACGGGCAGUGCAUUCCACGCAAAUAUGUUUGUGAUGGAGACUACGACUGUGAGGAUGGCUCUGACGAAAACAACUGUGUCCCACAGUCUCAUUGUGAACCUAAUGAGAUGCAGUGCGACAGCAAGAAGUGCAUUCUGAAGGUGUACCACUGUGAUGGAGAUGACGAUUGUGGAGAUGGCACAGAUGAACGUGGCUGCAGGGAAUCUAUCCCUGGGUCUCCCUGCCGGGCGGGAGAAUACCAGUGUCUCUCUGGAGACCAGUGCAUUCCCAAGAGCUUCCAGUGUGACGGAGAGUUCGACUGCCAGGAUAAAUCUGAUGAGAUCGGAUGCUCGGCACCAACUAUCACCAUCCCUCCUCCUGAGGUGGUUACAGUCAUUGAGGGCGAAACUGUUAACAUCAGCUGUACUGCUAUUGGCCACCCUGUGCCGCUUAUAAACUGGCGCCUCAACUGGGGUCACAUCCCACCACCGCCCCGGGUUACAACGAGCAGCGAAGGAGGGCACGGAGUGGUCACUAUUCGCGAUGCAAAGCCAUCCGAUCAGGGAGCAUGGUCUUGCGAAGCCAUAAACAGCAAACAGAGUGUGAUUGCUACGCCCGAUGCCAUUGUUGUUGUCAAGUCAAGAGGAGUGUGUCACCCGCCCAUGUUCAACGACAAGGCAAAGUCAACGUCGGACUGUCUUCGUUGCUUCUGUUUUGGAGUGUCUCAGAACUGCCAUAGCAGCAGCUUGUACAAGACGACGAUUCCUCUCGUGACUGGGGUCUCCCUAGCUACGUUCACGCCUCAACCCGAUGGAAGUUACAUGGACGUGACCCACAAGUUUCCGCCAAACCAGAAUGCUGUUCAUUUUGAUUCGGCCAAUAGGAGGUUCAGAAUAGACAGUCAAGUGAAGACAUCAGAUGCUCCAGUAUCUUACUACUGGAAUCUCCCUGCAGAGUUCAGAGGAAAUCAGCUAAACAGUUACGGAGGCCACCUGAAGUACACGUUCAGGUACAAAGCAUCAGCAAGGCCGUCUGCUGUUGCAGACGUCAUUAUUUCUGGCAAUGGUCUGACCCUAACACACACCCUGAGGCAGUCCUAUGGCCCACAGAGAGACAACACAGUUCAAGUACAAUUUGCUGAGGGUGAGUGGUUGAAGACACCAAGUGCAGAUCAUCACGGCAGACACAGGGGCUCCAAGGAUAUCGCCACUCGUGAGGACAUCAUGCAGGUCCUGCAGAAUGUCGAGAACAUUUUUGUCCGUGCUAGCUUCGAUGACAGCCUCACAGAGUCAAGUAUCGAAAACAUUGAAAUUGAAUCUGCGUCGUACAUUGACCCGAAGAAUGAACCGGCCGUCCAUGUUGAGCAGUGUUCCUGUCCAGAGGGUUACAUCGGUAACUCUUGCGAGCACUGUGCACCAGGCUACGUGAGGAGACGUUCUGGCCCCUACCUUGGAGAAUGCUUGCAGGGUGUCCUGCCCUGUAGUUGCAACGGCCACUCAAACUCGUGCGACCAGCAAACCGGCCAGUGUCAGAAUUGUCAACACAACACGGACGGUCCCCACUGCGAGGUGUGCAAGAGGGGGUACUAUGGUGAUGCCAGGAGGGGUACACCCAGUGAUUGCCAACCCUGCCCAUGCCCGUUUGUCACUGUACCCAACCAGUUUGCUCCAACCUGUGAAGUUGAUGCACAUGGUGAUGUGACUUGUACCUCCUGCCCCAUUGGAUACGAAGGCCGCCUCUGUGAAACGUGCGCGCCCGGGUAUGAACGGUACCCUCCCAGCCCCGACGGCGUGUGCCGUCAAAAAGAAUGUGAACAAGGGCAGUUCCAAUGUGGAGAUGGGUCAUGCAUAGAAGCCAGGAGGAGAUGUGAUGGUCGCUACGAUUGUAAUGAUUAUUCGGACGAACAGAAGUGUGCUUGCGGUUAUAACCAGUUCAGAUGUCCUGACGGCACUUGCCUAAAUAUGCGUCAGAAAUGUGAUGGGAAACCUGACUGUGUAGACAUGUCAGAUGAAAAGAAUUGUGGUAGUACUCAGUGUGAUCCAGCUGGUAGUCUAAGUCCCGAGCCCAAUCCUCUUACUGGGCUGUGCCAAUGCAAGCCUAUGGUCACUGGGGCAGCAUGUGACCAAUGCAAGGCCAAUUCCUUCUACUUACACCCAAGUGCUCCCUAUGGAUGCGUUGAAUGCUUCUGCAUGGGAAUUACAAAGUCUUGUUCCAGCAGCUAUUACCACCGAGAACAGGAGGUGCUGAAGUUCACUUCAAGCACAGAAGGGGUCCACCUGACCAGCCUCGACCGGACAGUAACAAUAGACAGGGGGCUGAAGCUUGAUCCUAGGAGCAAGGAACUUGUUUACCAGGACUUUUCUUCACACCCUCAGCAGACUUACUACUGGUCACUGCCACCGCGAUUUUUGGGUGACAAGGGUACUUCCUAUGGAGGAUUUUUCAACCUCACGCUUCGUAGCGAUGGUUCUGGAACUCCAAACGUGGAUCCUUUUGCCCAGAUCAGGGGGAACAAGAUCAUCCUGAUGUACCGUCAUCCGGAACAGCUGAGGUACCGGUUCCCGCAGCACAUUUCCAUUCCAAUGUAUGAGACAUCUUGGGUGCGAGACGACGGCCUGCCGGCAACAAGAGAACAUUUCUUGAUGGCUCUUGCCGAUCUUUCUGCCAUUUACAUCAGGGCAACGUUUGGCAGUGACACAGAUGCUGCUAGUUUGGUGGAAGCAUCCCUCGACAUAGCUGUGCCUUACCCCACGGGUCAGCCAAUGGCUCAUGCUGUGGAACACUGUCGCUGUCCAGUGGGAUACAAGGGCCUGUCAUGCGAAGACUGUGACGCAGGUUACACAAGGUCAGGUGCUGGCCUCUACCUUGGCCUUUGUGUGCCAUGCUUUUGCAAUGGACACUCCAGUGACUGUGACCCUGAGACUGGGGUCUGCAGAAACUGUCAGCACAACACUCACGGUGAAUACUGCGAGCAAUGUCUUCCUGGAUUUCAUGGCAAGGCAACAGAUGGAAACCCAAGUGAUUGUGAGAUUUCUCAGGAUUCUACCUGCAAGUGUGACCCUCGAGGUAGCACGAGGCCGGACUGUGAUGCUAGGGGCACCUGUUCAUGCAAGGCAAAUGUUCAAGGCAGCAACUGCAAUCGUUGCAAAGACGGUCAUUUCAACUUGGAGCUGUCUAACCCUGAAGGGUGCUCACCCUGCUUCUGCUUCGAUGUGACCAAAGUGUGUAGCAGCAGCUCAUACUACAGGAACGAGACUGCCAUGCACUUGAGAGGACUGAGUGACCCAUAUUCUCACAACUUCCAACUGUCAAAUCGAUACCACAGCAGUGUUGUAACGGAAGCCAUCAUUGUAAACCCCAGCAGCAACGAAGUCAGCUACUCUUCCUUCCCGCGGGAUCCCGUAGCAAAGGAGACACUUUUCUGGUCUCUUCCGGCACAGUUCCUCGGAAAUAAGCUUUCUUCCUAUGGUGGUGUACUCAGAUACACUCAGCACUUCACCGCUGACGGUGAAGGCGAAACUUACAGCGACGCUGACGUUCAGAUCAGCGGAAACGGUGUCACGUUAUUCCAUGUAAACAUUCCUCCUCUCCCACCUUCUGAGACCAGAACGUUUGAAAUCACUUUACGAGAGGCUUACUGGCAAAAGGUGGACUCUCGGGGACCAACCGCAUCCACAAGGGAAGACCUCAUGAAGGCCCUGGCAAACAUUGAAGUCUUACUCGUCCGUGCAUCUUUCAACUCUCACAUGCGUAGCACGAGCUUGAGAAAUGUGUCUCUCUCGACUGCUGUGCCGCACCGCCAGGGGGGCCAUGCGGUUGCCGUUGAAGUUGAACAGUGUACCUGUCCCCCUGGGUACAACGGCCUUUCCUGCGAGGAGUGUGCCCCCGGUUAUAUCCGCGACACAAGUGGUCCUGGCCUGGGACGCUGCACACGUUGCAGAUGCAAUGGUCAUUCCGAGUCCUGUGAUGCUGCCACUGGGAACUGUGUGCGUUGCCGCCACAAUACGGUUGGAGACUUCUGCCAGAAGUGUGCCGAUGGCUUUUACGGUGAUGCCACUAGAGGUACCCCUGAAGACUGCCGCCCAUGUCCAUGCCCACACACAGUACCCUCAAACCAAUUUUCUCGGACAUGCUUCUUAGAUACUGACAGCAACCCAACAUGUAACGCGUGUCUGCCUGGCUACACCGGACGAAACUGUGAACGCUGUGCCCCAGGCUACAAAGGCACCCCGUCUCAACUGGGCGGACGGUGUGAUAGUUCGUCUGAUGUUGGACCUUCUAUGAGCGUUCGAGUGGAAGAACCCCGAGAGCAGCGGGUGCGGGUCGGCACGACAGUCACCCUCAGGUGCACCGGUACUUCUCAGUUUAACGCGCCAUUUUCUCUUGUGUGGACAAAGGAACCAUCUGUUGGAGCUGCCCCUGGAGCAGCUGCUCCUAGGGCUACCCCUCGCCUUACAGAGGCCAGUGGCAUUCUUACGAUAUUUAACGUCCAACUCGAAGAUGCUGGAACAUAUGUCUGCACAGGAUCAGACACGACGAGUACCGUUCAAGAAGCAGCCAUUCUGCGUGUUGAUGAUGUGGAUCAGAAUGCUGCACCCAGAAUUCGCAUUGAGCCACACUACCAAGAAGUGAAAGUACAUCACCCCGUAGAGUUCCGCUGCAUCGGUGAAGGGUUCCCACCACCAAAGCUCAUUUGGACGGGAGGACGUGGAGGAGUCCUCAACCCAGAAUCCACAUUCAUCGGCGGAGUGUUCAGAAUUCCAUCCGCUCGCAAGGACGACGAAGCAGAAUAUUUCUGCACUGGAACAAACUCUUUGGGCACAGAUCGUGUCCGCACUGUGCUCUUUGUUCGAGGCGAAGAUACAAAUGUUGGUGAGGGCCCUCAUGUGAAUAUACACCCAAAGAGCCACGACGUACGUAAGGGGGAGACCGUGCACUUGGACUGCCGUGCCACCGGCCAUCCUGCACCAAACCUUACAUGGUCAUUCCAAUCUGCAGACAGUGAGCGUCUUCCCGCAAACGCAAACCAGGUCGGAGGUCGCCUUACGCUUCUCGAAGUGGAUGAAAAUAACGAGGGCAACUAUUUCUGCACUGCCAAAAACCGCUAUGGAACUACACAUGGACACACCUCUCUACGUGUUAUGACAAGAGGAAGCAUUCCCUCCAUACACAUGGUGCCAGAGCGGCAAACGGUGAAGCAAGGCGAAGAUGCGGAGAUACGCUGCAAGACGCUGGGAACCCACAAUCCCGUGAUUUUCUUCUCCAAAGUGGGAGAACCUAAUCUCUCGCAACGACACAUUGUACAAGGUGACACGCUCAUAAUCCAACAAACUGAAGUCGAAGAUCGGGGCCGCUACGUGUGUGAAGUACAAUACGAUGGAAAGACAGCUCGAUCAGUGUCUGAAUUGGAAGUAGAAAGGCGGGAACCGCCUGCAGUUGAGAUAUAUCCCCCGAACUUGGCUCCGAUCCAGGAUGGAGCGGGAGCACUACUCCAGUGCAGAGUCACAGCCGGCAUUCCAACUCCUACCGUGGAGUGGACGAGGGCUGAUGGUAGUCCCUUCACACCGAGCACCGAAUUAAUAAAUCCUGGCAUCCUAAGAAUAAACAGAUUUACGAGGGAUGAAGCCGGAGAGUACAGAUGCACGGCUAAGAACGAAAUGGGGGAGGUUACCGCGUCAGCAACGUUGAGAGUGCACGGGUCCCCUCGUGUAAGAAUCCUGCAGCAAAACCCGUACAAUGUCAGAGUUGGCGACCAGAUACGGUUGGACUGCGUGACCCAAGGGGAUCCCAAGCCCAAGGCCUUCUGGAGCAGGCUGCGUCAGCCUAUCACAACCUAUUCCAGCGUUGAAGAUGUGCAGGAUGGUACCACGACACUCUUUAUCCGGCGGGUCGCUCCGUCGGACGCUGGCGUCUACAUCUGUAAUGUCAGCAGUGCAGAAGGAACGGCUCAGGAAAGGAUACAAGUUGUGGUACAAAGCGACAAUACGGGUGUACCAGGCGGGGUCGUCGAGCCGCAGACAGCUACAGCAAAAGUUGGAGAACCCGCGACACUACGCUGUCGUGUAGAAGAAAUGGAUCAACCCGUUCAGUACAAGUGGGUGAAGGUGCACGACGGCAACAUGUCCGAACACACCGUAGACAAUGGAAUGCUGAUCUUCCGCAGCAUACGGCCCUCGGAUGCUGGAGAGUACGCUUGCCAAGUAGAAGAAAAUGGCGUGAAAGUUUUUGAAAGGCACAUGAGGCUCGUUGUUGUGGCACCUCCUACAAUCCAGCUGAACCCCACAAGGCAACACGUCCGCUCCGGCCACCACGUGUACAUUCAGUGUACCGCAACCGGGGAUCAACCCAUUACCUUCCACUGGACGAGAGAGGGGGAAGAACUUCCCGGAAGCGUUGUGCAAAGGGACGGUAUCUUAGAGUUCAGGGGCAUUGCUGCUUCUGAUGCUGGCCGAUAUAUCUGCACUGCAGUCAACGCUGCAGGGCAAGCAGCGGGCACUGCAGAAGUAAUUGUGGCCGACGGCCAUCCAGCAGGAAACUUGAAAAAGGAGGAGACUGCGUUUGUGGGGUCAAACGUCGAACUCAAGUGUCCUCUUCCUGGCGUCCAUCCCUCGACAAUCGAGUGGACAAAGGAUUCGAGACCACUGCCUCAGAAUGCUAGAGUGUCCAACGGAGAACUCUGGAUCCGAGAUGUUCGACGAGAAAAUGCUGGAAGGUACAUUUGUCUCUCCAAGCCUCCAGGAACGCAGCCAGUACGAGACUACGUCAUUCUUCAUGUGAAAGACGUCCCAAGCUUUGAAGUGAAAAUCCAGCCCAGUAAGGAAUAUGUCCACAUGGGCGACACGCUGGACCUGCACUGUCGCAUCACGAGUGACGCCGCCACCUCCGUCAAGUGGACCAAGCUUUCUAAAGAUACUCAAUUCCCUGACAAUGUUCGAGUGAGAGGACCAGUACUGUCCAUAAAUGGAGUCAGGCCAGAGAAUGGAGGAGUCUACCGGUGUUCUGUCGACAGCCCAGGGGGAGCCCUGAACGAUGACUAUGUCCUUGCUAUCGAAGAAACUCCGACGGUUCCUCCAAAUGAAGUGGAGACCCGUACUGCACCGUACGGAUCAACUGUCAUCCUGGACUGUGUCACUAAGGUCAAGCUGGAUGAUCCCGUAGCCUAUACUUGGUCCAAGCAGAGUGGAAUCCUCCCUCACAAGGCGGAGUCUCAUCAUGCCACCCUCAAGAUCCCCGACCUCAAGUCUACAGAUGCCGGAACUUAUGUGUGCACAGUGAAGUCUGAGCAUUCUACAUUCGAGGUGCCAACAAUCCUUGUUGUUACAGGUCUUCUUCCACGUUUCACUCAGGCACCUCUAUCGUACAUGAAGCUACCUACAAUCCCGAACGCCUACAUGUCUUUCGAAAUUGAAAUAAAGUUCAAACCAGAGAAGGACAAUGGUCUACUUCUGUAUAAUGGUCAACAGGAAGAUGGUGGCGGUGACUUCAUCUCGAUGGGACUCACUGACGGCUACGUAGUGUUCAGAUUUGAACUCGGAUCGGGACUCGGGUACAUCAGAAGUGAGCAACCCGUCCAGGUGGAUGCAUGGCAUACGGCCAAAGUUACAAGAGAGAAGAAAGUCGCCACCCUCAAGGUUGACGAUCAGUCAGAAGUCACUGGUUCCUCUGGAGGAAGGAUGAUGGGCUUGGACCUGACACAGAACCUCUUUGUUGGCAGUGUGCCAAGCUUUGAUAAGAUAUCGAAGGCCAGUGGCUACGCAGAAGGCUUUGUUGGGUGUGUCAGCAACAUCAAGUUUGGUCCAGUCAACGUGGACUUUGGACGAGAAGCGGAAAUGGUCGGAACGACGCUUUGCGAGACUUGCGCUGUUAAUCCCUGCCUGCACGAUGGCGUUUGCCAAGAGGCGCCAACAGAAGGCGGUUACCGGUGCAUAUGCCCACCGGGAUUUUCAGGGCAGGACUGCGAGAUUGUGGGAGAAGCAUGUUACCCAGGGGUGUGCGGGGAAGGCCGAUGUGUCAACAGGGCCGGUGGUGGCUUCGACUGUUACUGUCCGUUUGGCCGUACUGGGUUGCGCUGUGAGAAAGAUAUCUCCAUCAUAGAACCAGCACUGUCAGACGAUGCAUAUUUGGCCUAUCCAACUCCCAGUGGUGCCCAGUCGAGUCUCAAAUUCGAUAUGAAAUUCAAGCCAAACAAACUGGACGACUGUCUGCUUAUGUACUGUGCUCAGUACCCAGACAAAAGCGGCGACUUUACUUCCAUCGGCAUAAAAGAUGGGCAUCUGGAAUUCCGUUAUGAUGCUGGGACAGGUAUGGCUGUGAUCACGCACCCCGAGAAGCUGCAAGCAGACGAUUGGGUGACCGUGUCUGCAAGCAGGAGUGCUCAGGAGGGAUCCUUAGUCCUAAACGAUGGCUACAAAGUUACGGGCAGGUCGCCUGGUGCCGCCAUGGGUGUGAACCUGAACAUUCCCAUGUACGUGGGUGGUGUCGAUAAGGACAAGAUCAAGGUGCACCCUGGUGCCGGGGUAUCAAAGGGCUUUGAUGGAUGCAUUUCGAGUAUUGAAGUGAACAACCACAACGUAGACCUAAUCCAGGCAGUGGUAGAUGCAUCGAACGUGGCAGACUGCGGCGGCACAACUCCAUGUGCCAAGAGUCCUUGUCAGAACAAUGCAAUGUGCAUCGAGAGGGGACCAGGUCCAAAUGACUACGAUUGCGUUUGUAAACGAGGCUAUACAGGACUACGAUGUGAACUGGAGGACGACUUCUGCUCCAAGACCAAUCCGUGUCAGAAUGGAGCUGCAUGCAUUAAUGACGGCACUACGUACAGGUGCAACUGCCCAAAGGGUUUCAGGGGGCCUACCUGCGAAUUCCGUACGCUCUUUGAUGAGAGCGUAAAAUUCAACGGCGAUGGUUGGGUAACACUGAGUCGGGACCUCCUACCGCACGCUGCAAGCAACUCACCCGAAGUGAUCAAGCUCAGCUUCUCCACAACAGAACGUAACGGCUUGCUUCUUUUCCAAGGCCAGCCAGUGGGCGUUUCUGCAAAGGGGCAGGAUUACCUGUCUCUUGCUGUGGUCAAUGGCCACUUGGAAUUUAGCUACGAGAUGGGAGGUGGACCAGCCCAGAUCACGUCGGACCACAGGGUGGACGACGGGGAGUUGCAUACGGUCGAGCUGAAGAGGACUGGCAAACGUGGCAGCCUGAGGCUAGACACGCAUCCUGAAAAGGAGGGUGAUUCUGGAGGCCUUUUGAUAAUGCUCAACACCAAGAGUGAUAUUUAUAUUGGUGGAGCUCCCGACCCGCAGGAAAUGACUGCUGGAAGACAUGCUCAGGGAUUCCGAGGAUGCAUCUUCAACGUGCAGAUCAGAAAACCCGAUGUCCUUAACUUAUAUACAGAAUCUUUAGAGUCUGCCAAUGCAGAGCAGUGUGAUGAGCAUCCUGGCAGCGGAGAUUUCAGCGUCUUCAACGCAAUAAGCAACAAGUGACCUUCCUACCGGUAACAGAACUACAGUUGAGAAGGCCUUCAACGUCUCAACCGACUCUCUUAUGUUCCUGGGGCUAGCACAAUUUUGUUUUUCUUUCUUUUUCAUACUUGCGUACGUAGGUAGGACUUGCCUUUCAGCAUUACAGCACGCUGUCACCGAGCCUUGAAACAGAAAUCAAUCAUGCACCCACAUGUUUCAGCACAUUUUUUUUGUUGUUUAUCGCAUUUCUUGAUUAUUUCUGUCUAGUCUUAAACAAGGUGACAGUGCUACCUGAUACACAUGCAUUUCAUUCGGGUCAUUUGCACACGCUUUAAGACGGGUGUGCUCACACGCUGCUCAUCUAUGCAUGAAUUCUCCUUCGCGUUGUUGAACAAAAUGCUGUGUGUCGUAAAUCUGUUUGUUUAAAAAAAAAUGCAUUCGCCGUGUCGCUUCCAAAGUGUAGUUGGGGAGAGAACGUUCACAAGAACGCUUCGGACAGAGUGUGGGCUUGUUAAGGGACGUCCAUACUAAAAUCUAAUAGAUAAACUGGGUCGGAAUAUUCUCAAGUUCCUUUUUAGCAGUUAAAAGUGUGAGCCAAACGUGAAAAGCUUGAUCGCAGUUGUGUACAAGUACUUCUAAAUGGAUGCGUUUCAAGUACUAGUUGUUACUCAUUUUUAUUCUACACCUAUGCUGCAUUUCACCUCUCUCUGUCCUAGUAUUCUAUCUCUGUUAUUAACUGAACAUAACUCAGUUAUGUAUGCACGUGAAGUAAAGUAACUGUAGCUAGAGAAACUCUGGCAGUUAACCGGUGGUACAAGUGACGUAACUUCCUUUCUCCACCAAGCUGUCGAAUUUGGCAGAAUGGACUACGCAGGUUAUUUCGAAACUUCGUAUUUGGGACCAUUCCGGCCUAGUCUGUCGACCAGCCCUUUCUCAUCCCAAAUUAAAUGGGAAUUCGGGCUCCCAUUAGUCCCGUCCUGCACAAACAAGGACACUGUCCCGGUUCACACCCGCUCGUGUGAUUUUUUCUUUCUCUAACAUAAAGACUGCGAUGUGCCAAAUUUAUACCGCAAAAAAAAUUGUUUCGUCUAAAGGCAUGUAACACGAUCCACUCCCAUCCAUUUGGAAUUCACGAUACACACACAAAACUCUUGACACUCAUACAUUAUUCUGUUGUGAGCCAUGUACAUUGAAAGUCUUGACAGCACUGGUACUUGUGUAGAAGCGGAGAAGAGAUUGCUUAUUUAUGAAGGUGGACUUUUGUACCCUUUUUAUAUAGAGCUGCUACGAAGAGUGAAGUCAAAGAUAGGAGGCAGGAUGUGCAUUCUGUCUCGGUGUUGUGUUGUGUUUAUGCAGACACUGCAAUCGGACAAGCGCCGACUUUGCUGUAGAGUUUUUUUUUUUUAACUCAGUUGCAAUAGUGACCCGGUGUUGACAAAAAGUUUCUGAUGCAGGAUCCUUGUUUGGUAUGACUGGUGUGUAAAUACACGUUCAAGGUGUUCAGCUGCGGUUGUGGCUCCACUGCCAUUUUACAUAUAAUUGUGCUGCCUCUAAAGAUGCGGCAGAAAGAAUCACCUCGGCUGCUUUUGAUUUUUUAAAUUUUUGUUUCUGCAAAAGCCUCUACAUGAAAGACAAUAAAAAUGACAUUUAUUGUUGA
Messenger RNA from Ornithodoros turicata, 14758 nucleotides. RefSeq names its product basement membrane-specific heparan sulfate proteoglycan core protein-like. Gene Ontology annotation, biological process: morphogenesis of a polarized epithelium; cell-cell adhesion; cell migration. Gene Ontology annotation, molecular function: integrin binding; calcium ion binding; zinc ion binding. Gene Ontology annotation, cellular component: plasma membrane; basement membrane; laminin-332 trimer. The transcript has 87 exons. The record is from RefSeq and is a predicted model, not a curated record. NCBI's taxonomy places the organism in Eukaryota, Metazoa, Arthropoda, Arachnida, Ixodida, Argasidae. The coding region runs from base 115 to 13122 and encodes 4335 amino acids.